This is a messenger RNA of Loxodonta africana (African savanna elephant), 3691 nucleotides long. RefSeq names its product regulator of chromosome condensation 2 (gene RCC2). Gene Ontology annotation, cellular component: membrane. Gene Ontology annotation, molecular function: small GTPase binding. Lineage: Eukaryota; Metazoa; Chordata; Mammalia; Proboscidea; Elephantidae. Gene Ontology annotation, biological process: negative regulation of GTPase activity. Bases 141 to 1712 code for a protein of 523 amino acids. The record is from RefSeq and is a predicted model, not a curated record. The transcript is spliced from 13 exons.
GUAUUUACAUUUUAAGUAUAUCUGGUGAGUGGGCAGGAGCCCUCGUCUGGGCCGGAAAAGAAAGCAAGCUCUCCGGCCCGUCUUGUAGUCGCUCCUCUUCCUUUCUCUCUCCGAUUUCAUCACUCCGACGAGCCGCGACGAUGCCCAGGAAGAAGGCGGCGGCGGCGGCCUGGGAAGAGCCGAGGUCGGGCAACGGCACGGCUCGCGCCGGGCCCAGGAAGCGCGGUGGCCCGGCAGGCAGGAAGCGCGAGCGGCCCGAGCGCUGCAGUAGCAGCAGCGGCGGCGGCAGCAGCGGCGACGAGGACGGUCUGGAGCUCGACGGGGCCCCCGGCGGGGGCAAGCGCGCGGCGCGGCCAGCAACGGCGGCGGGCAAGGCAGGCGGCGCGGCAGUGGUCAUCACCGAGCCCGAGCACACCAAGGAGCGCGUCAAACUUGAAGGGUCUAAGUGCAAAGGGCAGCUUUUGAUUUUUGGGGCGACCAACUGGGACUUGAUUGGUCGAAAAGAAGUGCCUAAACAACAAGCUGCUUACCGCAAUCUAGGUCAGAAUUUGUGGGGGCCCCACAGAUACGGGUGCCUGUCGGGGGUCCGGGUACGGACAGUGGUUUCGGGCUCUUGUGCCGCCCACAGUCUCCUCAUCACCACAGAAGGGAAGCUGUGGAGCUGGGGUCGAAAUGAGAAGGGGCAGCUGGGACACGGUGACACCAAGAGAGUUGAAGCCCCCAAACUCAUUGAGGGGCUCAGCCAUGAAGUGAUUGUGUCGGCAGCAUGUGGGCGGAACCACACCCUGGCCUUGACAGAAACGGGCUCUGUGUUUGCGUUUGGAGAGAACAAGAUGGGGCAGCUGGGCCUGGGCAAUCAGACAGAUGCAGUUCCCAGCCCUGCACAGAUAAUGUACAACGGCCAGCCAAUUACCAAAAUGGCCUGUGGGGCUGAAUUCAGUAUGAUAAUGGACUGCAAAGGAAACCUCUAUUCCUUUGGGUGCCCUGAAUAUGGUCAGCUGGGACACAACUCUGACGGGAAGUUCAUUGCCCGGGCGCAGCGGAUAGAGUAUGACUGCGAGCUGGUGCCCCGGCGAGUAGCCAUCUUCAUUGAGAAGACAAAAGACGGGCAGAUCUUGCCAGUCCCAAACGUGGUUGUGCGGGAUGUGGCCUGUGGUGCCAACCACACGCUUGUCCUGGACUCCCAGAAGCGUGUCUUCUCCUGGGGGUUUGGUGGCUAUGGCCGGCUGGGCCACGCGGAACAGAAGGAUGAGAUGGUCCCCCGCCUGGUGAAGCUGUUUGACUUCCCCGGGCGUGGGGCGUCCCAGAUCUAUGCUGGUUACACCUGCUCCUUUGCCGUCAGUGAAGUGGGUGGUCUGUUUUUCUGGGGGGCCACCAAUACCUCACGUGAGUCUACCAUGUACCCGAAAGCAGUGCAGGACCUCUGUGGCUGGAAAAUCCGGAGCCUGGCGUGUGGGAAGAGCAGCAUCAUUGUGGCCGCUGACGAGAGCACCAUCAGCUGGGGCCCGUCUCCAACCUUCGGGGAACUGGGCUACGGAGAUCACAAGCCCAAAUCUUCCACCGCAGCCCAAGAGGUGAAGACGCUGGACGGCAUUUUCACAGAGCAGGUUGCCAUGGGCUACUCGCAUUCUCUGGUGAUAGCGAGAGAUGAAGGUGAAACCGAGAAGGAGAAGAUCAAGAAACUGCCAGAGUAUAACCCCCGAACCCUCUGAUGCUCCCAGAAUCUCCUUCCGAUUCCACACCUCUCGCGGCAGCUGUCAUUCCAUGUGCACUGGGACAGGAAGUCAGACAAGGAAUUUACAAAAGCAAAAGUCGACCGAAGGUGCAUUUUUGUUAAACUCCCUGAGGUUCCGUUUUAUAAGUGAUUUCAACGUCAACUACCUUUUUCUGUAUGCUUUCCAAAGUGGGUUUUUUUUCCUCUCUUAAUGUUUAAUUAAAGUAUUUGCUCAUAGUUGACUUACCAUUCCUACAAAAGAGGCAGAAACUUUGAGCAAUUUAGGGUUUUUUGUUGUUUUGUUUUUUGUUUUUAUCUUCUAAAUACUCUUCCCAAAAGUUCCCUCCCCAAUUGUAUUUAGCAUUGUGAUCAGGAUGGGUGCUACAUGGGAGAGGAAUCGCCAUUUACUCAGAAAAAGCAGUCCCUGGCGGGAACAAGCAGCAUCCUGGCUAAGGUCCUGGGUGGUUCUCUCUCCCAGGUCGUACCGUGUGCUCCAGAAGCAACUGGGUCUCUCCUUCCCCACUUUCCUUGUAGAUCGUCUUAGGCCAGUGGUGGUUCUGUUUCUCCCCUUGGCUGCUUGAAAGCCACAGCCUUUUGGCUGAGACCUUAAUAGAACCUGCCCCUUUCCCCCUGGUAUUGGGGCUUAAGGGUCUGUGUUUAGCCAUUUCUGUCUACUCUAGCUGUAAAAGAAGUCCAAUGAAAAUCGGGUGAUCCUGGAACCAGUGGGGAUUUGAGGGGUGGGUGGCAGUGGGGAACGUUUGUAUCUGUUGAAAGAUUGGCUUUGUGGCUUUCUCAGGAGCCGGGGCCUAGUCACUAGCACUCGCCAUCAGAGAUUGAUCAGCCAGGAGCAAAAAGGAAUUCUGACGUUCUUGCAACGAUGGGUCAGCCCUUUAUCAUACCAGCCUUUAGCGUCUUUGUGCUUCUGUUUUGUCUUUGCUCCCCUACGGCUGCAUCCUGCCUAGAGUGGGCCCUUCCUGUUUCCGAGCCUCGGGGUUUACUGCUCUGCUAACCCAGCUCUCUUACGUUGCGUUUGCUUGGCUCUGGUACCAAAAAGCCGGGAUGACUGAAGAAUUCCCCUCCCCCGCACAUCAGUGCAGAUGCUGUGACUGCCACCCCACCCUGCGAAGUGCCCUCUGCCUGAGCUCAUCACCUGGGUUGCACUGCUCUGCGUGAGUUACGAGGUGCCUUUCCCGGAACCCUCCUCUCGCUUGGACCCAAGAGUGGCCCCUGCUCUGGCUGGGGCUCUUGGUUUCGAGAGGGUCUGGACUGGUUUGGGUGCUUUAAAAUAGACUUUUCGUUUAGUGGUGCUUACGGGGCGGGGGGGAGAAGGGUAGAACUUCAGUGUGAGACUUGGGUGGACGGGAAAGUUAAAUAUUGGUCUUUUUAUUUUUUUGCUUUUGCUAUUUUGUCAUUGUCUCGAUGUUAAAAUGCCAAAAAUGAUCUAGUCCUUGUUGUUUUUCUCCUGCUCCCCCACCCCGGUCAUUGUGUACAGUUUACUCUGCCUUGGCGCAGGGCACAGAGCAGCCCCUGUCUGGCCAGCCCUAAUGCCUGGCAUGAGGAGAUUGGCUUGCGUCUUUGUAAGAUUUAGUCUAAUUUCACGUUCAUCUCUGUUCUCCUGUGUUCAAUCAGUAGUCCGGGGAGAAGCUUCUGCAACUUCAGAGCUUCUGCUAAACUAACUGAAUUUGUCCACAUCACCCCAAACCGCCAUUCCAACUCCAGCUGCCAUGUGUGGGACCUAAUCCGCUUCCCUGGACAAGUCUUUUUCCUGGAAUGUGGCUCAGGCAUAUGUGUUCGUUGUACGCUUGAGGUCUCCCUGGAGCUGUAGGGGAACCAAGAGGUUCGGAGUUGGAAGAAGCAAGGGUUGAGGAGGCAAUAGCCAGGGUCCUGGCCUUUUGCAGGAACUACCCUUGGCUGAGCCAGGGCCUAGGUCUUCCAGUGGGCUGAUGUAGAACUGCAGCCACCCUGUUGUCCAUAACU